Antechinus flavipes (yellow-footed antechinus) is the source of this 888-nucleotide messenger RNA. It is a transcript of the gene GAPT, whose product is annotated as GRB2 binding adaptor protein, transmembrane. Gene Ontology annotation, cellular component: membrane. The transcript has a single exon. The record is from RefSeq and is a predicted model, not a curated record. Bases 1 to 888 code for a protein of 295 amino acids. Lineage: Eukaryota; Metazoa; Chordata; Mammalia; Dasyuromorphia; Dasyuridae. Gene Ontology annotation, molecular function: protein binding.
AUGACAGAUUAUUCAGCUUUCUUCAUUUUGCAUUUCCUUCUAUGCCAUCUUCACCCAUCCCUUUCAACUUCACAUUGCGACUAUGUGAAGAAUAAUACAGUAGAAUGGGGUAAAAUCAAUACAUCAAUAACUCAUCUAUACCUGAAUAACUGUGAUGUGAAAAACGUACUGUACUGUGAGAGUAAUCUGCCAAAACUGACAUUACUCAACCUAUCUUCUAAUCAAAUAGAGAGUUUACCUGAGAGGUUCCUCCUCAAUACCUCCCAAAAAGUAACUCUCUACUUGGAAGACAAUAAACUGAAAAAUCUACCACGUUCAAUUCUGGAAAACAAGAAACUGACAAUAUGUAGCCUGGACUGCAUCUAUGAUGUUAAGAGGAACAAUAUUAAUAUUUCUACCUGUGAAGACAUUUUUAGAAAAUGUGGAAAUGGGUCAGGACACGUGCUUCUCAUUGUAUUUCUCUUGCUUGCAAUUCUAGUCCUCAGUGCCCUGGGUUUAGUCUUGUUUUGGAAACGCCGCCGUUAUACAAGUAAUUUUGCCCUGCCAAGGUUUUUGCACAAGAAAAAGGAUCAGAAUGAGUCUGAUUCACCUCAUGUGCCAUGUACCCUCGCUGAAUAUGUUGGUACAAAGAGCUUUUCACCAUGCCAAAUAAAAGAUGAGCCAUCUCCUCUGUCCAGAGGUGACAUGGACCACAAUUAUGAAAAUAUGGCAAUAGGCUCAAAGAGCUGUGCGGAAGAAUGUUUGACAGAUCUUUAUGAAAAUACAGCCCAAUUCAAUUCUGAGGAGCAUUUAUAUGGAAAUGAAGCUUCACCUGAAUAUUAUAAUUUCCAGAAACCUCAUUUUCCCCAAACUUCUUCAGAUGAAGAUAUAUAUAUUCUUCCAGAUUAA